This is a messenger RNA of Caretta caretta (loggerhead turtle), 3550 nucleotides long. RefSeq names its product C1q and TNF related 2 (gene C1QTNF2). NCBI's taxonomy places the organism in Eukaryota, Metazoa, Chordata, Testudines, Cheloniidae. Gene Ontology annotation, molecular function: protein binding. The record is from RefSeq and is a predicted model, not a curated record.
AUGAGUCUACACAACUAAAGUAAGGUUUGUAGAGCUGUUGAGUUGUACUGUCUGGUUAACGAUGAUGUCAAUGAUUAAUGAUGGCAAUGGAAUAACUUAUUUCACUUUCAGGCUUGGGACUAAUCUUCUGCCACCAAUCUGCCUAAAUCGUUUUAGAAUUGAUAACGGUUUCAGUCCCCAGGAUAAGAUCUUCCUCUUCUGCCAACGGGCUAAGGAUCAAGUGUGGUUUUUUCCCCCUGGGUCAAGCUAAGCUAAUCUAUCUCCCUACAAACACUCCUUGCACAGACAGACAGACUGCAUCAGGCCAACUCUCAACCAUUUACCCAUGAAUCAGUCAAGGUCUGAACCUUUUAGACUUGUCUGUAAAGGAGAAACAGAGAGAGGAAAGGCGGGUGGGGGCAAUCCCAAGCAUCAAGAGCUUUUCAGCCAUAUGUGUGUAAAAAUUCUCUUUCCAUAUCACGUGACACAAGGAAGAGGCUCAAACCCAUUACACAAUCAUAAAAAUAUGCCUUUGGCAAAGUUGAGCCAAAACCUGAAGCUGCUGCAGGAAGCUGGGAACAGCAGCGAAAGGAAUAAACUUUUUAAAACGCCGUUUGAAGACUUGAAUUUUCAAGCUACCCUCAGAAAGGAAGUUGUCUGCAGAAAUAACUGGGAUUCAUGCUAAACUGUGUGACAACGAUUUGCAAUGAAACAUCUGCUUAAGAUUCAGUAGAUUUUCCAGUGCAGGGUCAAGAAAGAAAGAGAUUAGUCCUGGCACCUCCUGAUUUCAAUGGGAGUUAGACACCAACCGUUGAGGCUUGGCUUCUCUGCUGUCAAUAAUCUGCAAUGGUAAAGGUUUCACCAUGAUCUCUGUGGUUCUGCUCAUCUGGACCGUGCCUUGUGUAGCUAAUCAGCUUCUCAGUGGCUUUGUUAAAGGAGAAUUUCAGAAAGGUUCCCACCAGCUCAUAUGCAGCAUGCCAGGGCCACAGGGCCCUCCUGGUCCCCCUGGAGCACCAGGGUCUCCAGGAACAAUUGGGCGAAUGGGGUUUCCAGGAAAGGAUGGAAAAGAUGGUGAGGACGGGGAGAAAGGAGAGCAUGGAGAGGAAGGUCCCCAAGGCAGAACCGGAAACCCAGGCAAACCAGGACCAAAGGGGAAAGCAGGCGCCAUAGGCAAAGCAGGACCACGAGGUCCAAAGGGCAUUAAGGGGAAUCAUGGGAAUAAUGGAGUGCAAGGAAAGAAAGGACCCAAAGGGAAAAAGGGUGACACUGGGAUGCCAGGACCAUGCAGCUGUGACACCAAAAAGGCCAAAUCUGCCUUUUCCGUCGCAGUCACCAAAAGCUACCCGAGAGAAAGGCUGCCCAUCAAAUUUGACAAGAUCCUUAUGAAUGAAGGAGAGCACUACAAUGCUUCCAGUGGGAAAUUUAUAUGCAGCAUUCCUGGUAUUUACUACUUCACUUACGACAUCACUUUGGCCAAUAAACACUUGGCCAUUGGGUUGGUCCACAAUGGGCAAUACCGAAUAAAGACUUUUGAUGCCAAUACUGGUAACCAUGAUGUGGCCUCUGGAUCAACCAUUAUUGCCCUGAAGCAGGACGAUGAGGUGUGGUUGCAGAUCUUCUACUCGGAACAAAACGGGCUCUUUUAUGAUCCCUACUGGACAGACAGUUUAUUUACCGGCUUUCUUAUAUAUGCUGACCAGGAUUAUCUCAAUGAAAUAUAAGAAGAGACUGUCAAAAAAUAGGAAGCGAGUUUGGGAGCUUAUACAAGCAAAGUACAGCUUUAAGUGCGUAUGUGUGGGAUAAUCAUAGGACUCUGCAUUCUUAGAGCUGUAACGCUGCAUUGGCUAGUUGGAAGUCUCCCAUACCAUUAAAGCAUUGUAUUUGAAUGUCAUUUAAGUUUUAGCAGAAGCUCUUUAGUUGCUGUGCUUUCCUAGAACCUUUACCUAGCUAUAAAGGGAAGAUACUCAGCAUACAGUUUACUUGGAGGUGGGGAGCAAUUAUCACUUGGUUGAUAUCAGGUGUUUCCCACCAGGAUUGUCCUUUUAUUGGGUUUGUACAGCCCAUAGCAUAAUGGGCUCCGAGGUGCUACAGUAAUACAAAUAGACGUAGGAUCAGUCGGACCACUUUAAAGUGCCCUUAAUGAUUGUUUUUUACAGUCCUUGAAGUUGUCUGUUAUAUUUUCCUUUACCAAGCAGAUACGCUGUGGUCAGAUCACUAUAACUUUAACACCAAUGCAGAAUCUAUAUCUUUAUUUUUUUUAAAUUACAAAAAAUGAGCCAAAACAUCCAUUUUCUGCAGCCUCAUAUCGGAAGCACUGUUAUAGACAAUAUCUAUCCCCCUGCAGAAAGGAUCUUCAUUAAUGCAAAGUCAAAGUUCAGUAACCACUAAAGAGUCAGGCAGUUCUCUGUUAAGAUUCUAACAGCAGCUUCGUAAGUGCAUUAUCAAUGGGCAAAGCGGUCUGGCCAAAAUAGCACUGGUACAAAGACCUCAUCUUAGCCCCUUCAUAGUCAAUGGUACAGCUUCCUGUAAGAUGCUGGCUGCUCUCCACUCCCAUUCAAUGGGAAUUAAUGGCACUCAGUACCUUUCAGAAUGCAUCCAAUAUUCACAAAAUCAGAUUUUAAGAGAGACCUGAACUGGAAUCCUGGAUCUGAUUCCACACAAGUUUUGGUAAAGUUGGUAUCUGGAUCUGGACCCAAGUGUCACAUCUCAGGACUGCAUGGGCCAAAUGGCCCAGUGAGAUUCUGAUCCAAAUCUGGCAUGUGGGCUCAUGCCUCAAGCUGAGGACAAACUUUUAUUCCAUGAACUUCUCUCCCUAGCUUUUGCUGUGCAGGAUCUGUGUGCUGCUGCUAAGGCUCUUUUCUAGGGCUUUAAUGCAUACACACAUAUCCAAUUCCUAAGCAUGGUGACCCACUGCUACAAGAUAUUUGUUUUCAGCGUACUAUGGUAAAACAUUACUGAUGUUCUGGAAUCAGCCACAUUCAGCUUUGUAUUGGUGAUACAAAGGUCAAGAGUUAUAACAUUUUUUAGCAUUCUUCCUUUAUCUAAGCCUAUCAGCUGGUGAUAACAGAGGUAUGGUUCUCUAACGUUAGAAGGACUGUAGCAGAGUCCAAAGCAAUCCUGCUAUAAAGCUGCUGCAAUCUGGCUCUGAGCCCCAGAAAUGUCUAUUACAAACUCCCCUUUGUAAAACACUCCUAACAUAGAUAUCUAUCUUGACAGCCAAAUAAGAGAAACCCUUCACCUUUUUCCCAUUAAACGUUGGCCAAAUUCUUUUCUCAGAUAUGUACUCAUGUCUCCCCAGUCAUUUCUUUAGUCUCCUUUAUUCUAUCACUUUAGAUGAAAAUUCACAUGAAGUUCCAGUUCUUUUAAUUUACAUGCAUUGAAAGGAAAUCCCACAAGGCUGGAAACAUGUUUAUGUUACUUUUAGAAGUCGGAAUAUUUGCAUGACUAUUAACUACAGUAACUGUGCUGUCUCUUGCAAGACCAUUACAUUGCUUUUUAAAAACAUAAAACUGAAUUCAAACACUGCUGGAAUUAUCUUGGUUUUAUAAUAAAGUCUUCCAGUUAGAAAGUA